ACUAAAUUCAACAAAUACCCACUCAUCUCACAUUCCCACAGUCUGACAGAAUCAAUGAGACAUGUCUUCCGAUCAACCAAAAACAACUUCUCAAGAUGAAAUUCUAUCAUUCCCUUUCCCUACCAACGCAGAUCUUUCCCUCCCUGGUCCUUCUCAAUUCAAUACUACUCUCCCAUCAGACCCUUUCUCGAUGCACGGUCUACCUCCGACUAUCUCCGCUGAAUUCGAUUCUAAUCCUAUCGAUAUGGAUUCCCCUUCCAUGUCUUUUUUGAACAACAUGAACUUUGGUGAUAAUCCUGAUCAAGGUUCUGGUACUGGUUUCAAUAUGAAUCAAUACGAAAUGCCAUCUCCGAAUUCGUUCUUUCCUUUUGGAUUUUCUGGUGGACAAAGUGGUACUGGGAAUCACCUUCAAGUCGGACAGGGUGGAGUUGGGAAUAAUUUUCAAGUUGGACAAAGUGGAAUUCCCAACUCUUUUGGACAAAAUCAAAACGGAUAUCCUUAUGGUCAAAACAACACUGGAAUCCCUUUCGGAGAUGGAACUGGUUUCAUACCUCAAACGGGAAGGACACCAGGGGAUACAUAUGGAUAUGGUCAAAAUCUCAACUGGGAUACACCUGGAAAUCCCAUAGGAAGGGGUGUUGACGUUGGUGCAGGAUUUACAUCUGGGACAGGUGGUAUAAACGAAGGAGGAGGAGGAAGUACAGGUUUUACACCUGAAUUAAUCAAAUUACUUCAAAAUCCUACAUCUUAUCGGAAUUUAUCAUCAUCACCUGAUUU
Tremella mesenterica DSM 1558 is the source of this 777-nucleotide messenger RNA. RefSeq lists its product as uncharacterized. The annotation marks the transcript as partial. The transcript has a single exon. The record is from RefSeq and is a predicted model, not a curated record. NCBI's taxonomy places the organism in Eukaryota, Fungi, Basidiomycota, Tremellomycetes, Tremellales, Tremellaceae.